AUGGACGAGCCAGAAAACCCCCGGCUUCCCUCCUCCUCCCCGGCCCUGGAAGAUCUCUUUGACAGGUUCUUCGACUGGCCUGCCUUCUCCGCUGGCCCCCAGCCGCUCGUCAAGGCUGCCUCCAGCCAGUAUCCCGGCUCCCCCCCGGCCGCCCCGGAGGACCUGUCUGCCCUCGUCACCGGCUUUUCCGCUUCUCUCCUGGACCACCACCUCUCCCUCGACGACCUCGGCACGGGCCUCAUCAGGAUGAGGACCUUUGACGAGGCCGCCGCCGGCUCCGACUACUCGGGCCAGACCACUCCGGAGCUCAUCCAGGGAGGGAGCACCUCGCCCUCGGACCACUCCGGCUCCUUGCUCCCGGACCAGCCCGAGGACUCCCAUCACCGCCCCCACGUCACUCUCCGCGAGGCCCAGGCCCACGACGACGAAUGGACCUACCCGCAGACGGAGCCGGCGACCAAGGCUGCCCCCCGCCGGUACCCGCCGCACAUCCAUGUCCAGGGAGACCAGCCCGGGAGCCUGGCAGGCGCCCAAGCGGCGGCUGGCCAGAAGCGCCGCCGAUCUGGCAGCGACGCGGAGAAGAGGCAGCGGCAGCUGGUCGACCCGGUCCAGACGGCGGACGUCCGCAAGAGUGGAGCAUGCCUGCCGUGCCGAGUGACCAAGACUCGUUGCCAUGAGAGCGGUGUGUGUCCUAGUUGCAGGAAGGCGUUUCCAAACCACUCUCACCUGGUCUGUACUCGUAUCACCCCUGCCAUGGCGUGGCCGAUUGCAACCCACGGUCCAGAUGUGUGGUCGAGGAACGCCAGACAAGAGGAGAAACUGUGCUCUUGCCCUCGAAAACACAUUGGCAAGCCCAAGGAGAUCGCCAUCUUUCUGACCAAGGACACAACCUCGCCGGCCUUGCUGGCCACGGUGCAGCCGUACACAUCCAAUGACGACCGGGACGAGACUGUCAACCCGAGCAAGGCCGACUUCCCCCGCGACCACGUCCCGAGCUAUGAGACGCUGCAGAGCUGGGUCGAGGGCCAGAUCAGGAGAGAGCAGAAACCCGACUUUGCCCAGACGCUGCAGAGGUUCCUGCUCGCCUAUUCCGAGGGCGGCCGCAGUCUCCCCAAACACGAUCUUGUCGAAAACGUUCAUAAAAUGAGCUGCUUCUUCAGGAUUUGGAGAAUGUCGUCCUUUUGGUGUCGAGAUCCCACCAACAGGAUCGCGAAUCUGCCCCUGUCCGUGCAAGCGCGGUUGAGGAACAUUGCCCGGGAGGCUCUCAAAUCGCUCGAGUACAGAGUGCUCAAGAGCCUCGAUGACUGCCUUGGCCAGCACGCCCAGCCACAGCCUGCGGAGAAGAUGGCCGUCUGGGCUUGUCUGUGGCAGCUCAUCCUCAUGUAUCGUGACCUCUUGACUGCGUGCAAGGCCAAGAUUACUCGCCUAACCAGGGAGGGGGGCGAAGAUGCUCACGACGUCAAUCCGUACAUGGACUAUUAUAGACAACUUGCCGACACUUACUUUCCGCUCGUGGCCAUCUUCUAUCAUUACCAGUUUCGCACCAAGAAAAGCCUGGACCUAUCCCUUGACUGGCUCGAGGCUGGCCUGGCCGCUGGGCAGGCCCUCAAGAAGAGGGCCGAGAUUCGUCGUCUCGGUCAGCAGCUGUUGGAUGCCAGAAAGGACAUGUACCAAGCCCUCCAAUCCUCCAAGGAUGAUGGCGACUGCCUUUUGCGCGUGCUCGUGGUAGAUCACGAGUUGAAAAAGCUGACCGCUCGGAGGCGGGCGCCAAAGGACGUGGCAAAAGCCAAGGGGUCCAGGAAUCACGCCGCGGAAAAUUGA
This is a messenger RNA of Hirsutella rhossiliensis, 1821 nucleotides long. RefSeq lists its product as uncharacterized. NCBI's taxonomy places the organism in Eukaryota, Fungi, Ascomycota, Sordariomycetes, Hypocreales, Ophiocordycipitaceae. Bases 1 to 1821 code for a protein of 606 amino acids. The record is from RefSeq and is a predicted model, not a curated record. The transcript is spliced from 6 exons.